Colletotrichum higginsianum IMI 349063 is the source of this 1446-nucleotide messenger RNA. Its product is annotated as Major facilitator superfamily transporter. The coding region runs from base 1 to 1446 and encodes 481 amino acids. Lineage: Eukaryota; Fungi; Ascomycota; Sordariomycetes; Glomerellales; Glomerellaceae. Gene Ontology annotation, biological process: transmembrane transport. The transcript has a single exon. Gene Ontology annotation, molecular function: protein binding; transmembrane transporter activity. Gene Ontology annotation, cellular component: fungal-type vacuole membrane. The record is from RefSeq and is a predicted model, not a curated record.
AUGUCAUCCAACACGACUUCAUGGUUGACGCGGCUUGCCGAGGAGAGUGGCUUCACCUCCAUUCUUGGGUCCUGUCGCGACACCAAGGUGCUCUGCCUUCAGCGUUUCGUCCGGCUCUUCGCCUACGGGGCGUCUUUCCUCAUUCUCGUUCACUUCCUCUCCAGUCUCGGGUUCUCCGAUGAGCGAAUCGGCCUGUUCAUGACGCUUACGCUUCUCGGGGAUGUCGUCAUCAGCUUCUUGCUGACUGCAAUCACCGACCAGGUCGGCCGGAGAAAGAUCCUCGCAGCGGGCGCCAUCUUGAUGGUCAUGAGCGGCCUGGUCUUCUCGUGGUCUGGCAACUACUGGGUUCUCGUCGCCGCCAGUAUCGUCGGUGUCAUCAGUCCAAGCGGCAAUGAGAUCGGUCCGUUCCGCGCCGUGGAGGAGUCGAUCCUCGCCCAGCUCACCGACCGAGAGAAGCGAAGCGACAUCUUUGCCUGGUACACACUGUUCGGCACCGCGGGCGCAGCUCUGGGUACACUUACCUGUGGCUGGGUUGUCCAGGCUCUCGAGAACGCCAAAUCUUGGACUCAGCACGAAUCAUAUAGAGUCGUUUUCCUCAUCUAUGCGGGGCUCGGGCUCUUGAAGUUGAUGCUCAUCUUCAGCCUCACUUCUGGCGUUGAAGUAGCGGACAGUUCAGUUGUCCGGACAAGUGGAGAAAGACAACAGCUCCUCGCCGACGACUCAGACGGCCAACAAGAGAACCGCCCUCGAAGCUCAACGGACGAAAGACGGCCAACGCCGACACUCCUCGAGCGGUUACGGGCCUUGGUGCCCUACAUAUCUCCGUUAUCCCGCUCCAUCUUGUUUCGACUGCUCCUUUUGUUCUGCAUCGAUUCUUUUGCCUCCGGCAUGGCGUCCCCGUCGUGGCUCACCUAUUUCUUCACCACGGUACACUCGCUCCAACCCGGAUCGCUGGGCACGCUUUUCCUGGUGACGAAUCUCCUCGCCACCAUCUCGAACCUCGCCGCACUUCCUCUCGCACGCCGUCUCGGGCCGCUCAAGACCAUGGUCUUCACUCAUUUGCCUUCGGCUGUCUUCCUGUCGAUGAUACCACUGCCCUCGCCAGGUCCUGUAGGAACUUGGGCUGCUAUGGGGUUUCUGUCCUUGAGAGCUUGCACGCAGAGUAUGGACCAAGCACCGAGACAAGCCUUCCUCGCCGCGGCAGUCCUUCCAAGCGAGAGAACGGCCGUUCUAGGCGUGGUGAACAUCAUCAAAACGCUCGCGCAAGCAGGCGGUAUUGGCUCUGCCGGUUUUCUCUCCGGGAAGCAUCUCUGGGUGGUGGUACUUUCGGGGGCGGGAGUUCUGAAGGCGUGUUAUGAUCUUUUGAUGCUCGGCAUGUUCCUGGGGCUCAAGGAUCGGGAAGCGAGCAGCGCAAAGUCCCGCUCACGAGAUGAGGAAGAAUCUUGA